AUUUCAAUUCACAUUCAUUCAUCAGUUUUUCGUUCCUUCACGAAACUCAGAACCCUAUAAUAUUCAUGGCUUCAGGCGGAACAGAAGCUUUUCCAGAUUUGGGUAAACACUGCCAGCACCGCGAUUGCAACCAGCUCGAUUUUCUUCCUUUCACCUGCGACGGUUGCCAACAGGUGUUUUGUUUGGAACACAGAUCCUACAAGUCCCAUUCAUGCCCAAAAUCCGACCACAACAGCAGAAAGGUGGUUGUUUGCGAAGCAUGUUCCAUGUCCAUCGAGACCACCGGCAACGUGGGACAAGACAAAGAGGCAAUCUUGCAGAAGCAUCUCAAGUCUGGUAUCUGUGACCCCACCAAGAAGAAGAAACCAACUUGCCCCGUCAAGCGUUGCAAGGAGGUUUUGACGUUUUCCAACACCAGCACAUGUAAAACUUGCCACAUUAAGGUGUGCCUCAAGCACCGUUUCCCUGCUGAUCAUGCUUGUAGCAGAGGAGCUUCAGCUUCUGUUGCUAAUGGUUUGUGGAACAAUAGGUUCUUGGCUGCUUUUGGGUAAGGGGAGUGGACAAGAAUGUGCCAAAAAUGGUGCUACUCGUCCUCCUAGCACUCCUUCUGUUAAGGCCUAUUGAUUGCUAAUUGCUUGAUGUGUAUGUUAUUGAUUCUUGAGUGGUUUGAUGGCAAUACAAUAUUGCUUUACAGUGUACUUUGAAUGUUCAUGUAUACAUUGCAUCCAUGAAAUAGGAUAUUGAAAUCAUCUGUAUUGGGAUUUGUUUUGAUUUGGACCAUAUAUGUCAUUGCACACAAAAAGACUGACGCAGUCAUGCAGACACAAUGGUUGCAGUCUUCAAACACCUUAAAAAUCUUAACAUUGGGUCGCAUUUUGAAAAUCCUUUCGAAUAAAUGUAUUACCCAUAUAAACUAAGCUCAUAAAUGUAUCACUUUUGCAAUGUACAUCCUUGUUCAUAGAAACAUACUAAA
Molecule: messenger RNA, 973 nt
Organism: Glycine soja
Lineage: Eukaryota; Viridiplantae; Streptophyta; Magnoliopsida; Fabales; Fabaceae
Product: zinc finger AN1 domain-containing stress-associated protein 12-like
Exons: 2
Coding region: 66-551 (161 amino acids)
Cellular component (GO): cytoplasm
Molecular function (GO): zinc ion binding
Source: RefSeq, a predicted model, not a curated record